This is a messenger RNA of Nymphaea colorata (pocket water lily), 2593 nucleotides long. Its product is annotated as serine/threonine-protein kinase PEPKR2. Gene Ontology annotation, biological process: peptidyl-serine phosphorylation; intracellular signal transduction; protein autophosphorylation. The record is from RefSeq and is a predicted model, not a curated record. Gene Ontology annotation, cellular component: cytoplasm; nucleus. NCBI's taxonomy places the organism in Eukaryota, Viridiplantae, Streptophyta, Magnoliopsida, Nymphaeales, Nymphaeaceae. The coding region runs from base 819 to 2327 and encodes 502 amino acids. The transcript is spliced from 5 exons. Gene Ontology annotation, molecular function: calmodulin binding; calcium/calmodulin-dependent protein kinase activity; calcium-dependent protein serine/threonine kinase activity.
CACAUGAAGGGGUGAGCUUCCGUAGACCGAAAGCGAACUCGGUUUGAUCCCGACGCGGACGAUAAGGGGACGAAUCCGGAGGUUCUGUUUGGAGAUGAUCGCUGAUUCGUACGCUUUGGCGUCACUCGCUUGGCCUGAGACGGGCGAUGGUGGUGGUCUCCGCUUCUUCGUUUCCCACGCCCCUACGCCAGUGUCUAUGGCAAACACGCGGAUUUGAUGUUGUCGGCUGACUGACCGCCUCGUCGGUAUUGCGAUCGAUGACCGAGGGCUCCGCCUGUCCCCCCCCUCUGCGAGCUCGUGUCUUUAGGGUGAUCACAUGCUUGCUAUGGUUGGUGCCAGGCUAACUGCUCUAUUAUUCUCUCUCCGUGACGGCGGUGGCGAAUCUGGCAGGUGAGGGGAAGCGACUGUUGCAGCAGCAUUGAAGGAAUAUAUUUAGUGCCGAGAAUCGGCUCUACAGAAAGGAAGUAUCCAGAGGCGAGUAACAGGUUCUGAUAGAGAGCAAAAAAGGAAGAAGACCCUUGUUGUCGAGAGGCAUGCCUCCUUUGUUCCUCACGGCGCUGGAACACAUUGAUUCUAGAUGAAGGGCUUUCAUCCGAUCCUUGCGACUUGGGGCAAAUCGAUCUCUGAGAGUUGCGACGCUUGGGUUAAAAUGGGAAGAAAGAAGAAGAACAAGAGGAUUCUUCCGUCGACAGGAACCCGUGGAUAUGCAGUGGCCGAUUUCAAUGCCACUUGAUUGUGCGGCUAUUUGGUGGAUCCUAGGACGGGGGUCCUGUUCUGCACCGAUAGUGAAGGGAUCUUAGGUACUACAUAUUACCAGCAUGGUGCAAUGCUUGAGGAGGAAGAGAAAAGGGUAUGGGUCCUUCGUGCGCUCUGAAAUCUUAGAAGUUCUACCUAUUGGCCACAAGUCUUCGCCCUCAUUUAUUGCCGAGUCUCACUUGUCAUUGGAAGAACAUUCACGAUUAAGGAAGAAAUGCAAGGAACACCCACCAGCAGAAGUCUGUAGUGCUCGUGCCACAACAUCCUCACGUUUCAUUACUGCCCUGAUUUGCAGGACGUCUGCAAAUUGUGCUUCUUAUCCACCUGGGAGGGGGCUCAAAAGGAAGUUAGGAUGCAUUGAUUCUGCCACACAGAUGGGAAGGAAGAAGAAACUUGAGCAAGACUACAUAUUGGGCCCUGAAAUUGGGCAAGGGAAGUUUGGAUUAGUCAGAUUGUGUUGGAGUAAGGCAACUGGCGAAGAGUUUGCAUGCAAGACUCUGAUGAAAAAUGGAGAGGAAACUGUUCAUAGAGAAGUUGAAAUAAUGCAGCAUCUGUCUGGCCACCCCAGUGUUGUAACACUAAAGGCAGUUUAUGAGGAUGUGGAGUCUUUCCAUCUCGUGAUGGAGUUGUGCCCUGGUGGUCGCUUGCUUGAUUCAAUGGCAAAACAUAGCUGCUAUUCAGAAAGGCAAGCUGCUUUUCUGCUUAAGGAGCUUGUUUUGGUUAUCAAGUAUUGUCAUGAGAUGGGUGUUGUUCACCGUGAUAUAAAGCCUGAGAACAUCCUGCUGACCAUGUCAGGGAAGUUAAAACUGGCUGAUUUCGGUUUAGCUGUGAGAGUUUCUAAUGGUCAGGUCUUGUCUGGCGUUGCUGGGAGUCCUGCCUAUGUUGCCCCUGAAGUUCUAUUGGGGGAUUAUUCAGAAAAAGUGGAUAUUUGGGGUGCAGGUGUGCUCCUUCAUGCACUUUUGGUUGGUUUCCUUCCCUUCCAGGGAAGCUCAUUGGAAGCUAUUUUUGAAGCUAUUAAAACCGUGAAGUUAGAGUUUGUACAUGGGGUUUGGGAGUCUGUUUCUGCACCAGCAUGUGAUUUACUCAGCCGAAUGCUGGCAAGAGAUGUGAACACAAGAAUCACUGCAGAUGAAGUAUUAUGUCACCCAUGGAUACAGUUCUACACAGAGGAUUCCCUAAAGCCACUGUCAUUCAAGUCGAAGAUCAGAGACCAGGGCAAAACACUUGUUGGCGCCGUCUCUCUAUCAAAGCCAUCUUCAUCUGACUUUAAGAUCAGAAACCGGGGCCAAUGUUGCCAACAUCUUGAAACCUCCGAUCUGGUUGAGCGCAAGAAAUGUUGUGACUUGUGUGGAUCAAGUGCAGAGGCCAUCGAUGCAUUGAGCGAAGUCCAUCUCUCUGAAACUCACAAUCUUAAGCUGGAAGAGCAAGAUUGUGGAUUGGUUGAUGCACUUGCUGCUGCCAUCUCGCAUGUCAGGAUAUCUGAACCCAAACGAAGCAGAGUUUGUGGUCCAUUUCCAAUUCAACGCGAGUGCUCCUCUAACAUGAAGUCUAACCUUUGUACAGCAUUUUGAAGGUUGACUUGGCAAUCUGCCAGUGAUAUAUGUGAAACCAGUUUCUUUUAGCAGCCUAAUACAACUCAGACCGAGCUCGUGGAUGAUUUCAAUACUUACCACUCAGAAGAAAUUGCCUGGUUAUGUUCUCUCUAACCUUUGGCGGUCUUCGUACCCCUAACCGAAGCUUGUGUAUGCGGUGUAAAUUGUUUGUAAAUUUUCGCGUGUUAAGACGGGCGUGGACAUGGUUUUUUUGUGAAAUGAAUAAAUAAAAGCUUAGUUAUGCA